Messenger RNA from Lytechinus variegatus (green sea urchin), 1930 nucleotides. RefSeq names its product microsomal glutathione S-transferase 1-like. The record is from RefSeq and is a predicted model, not a curated record. The transcript has 3 exons. Lineage: Eukaryota; Metazoa; Echinodermata; Echinoidea; Temnopleuroida; Toxopneustidae. The coding region runs from base 300 to 758 and encodes 152 amino acids. Gene Ontology annotation, cellular component: membrane.
AAAUCAGACUUUGACCCCCUUGAUACCAAUUCAAAGAUCAUAUUCCAAUUGGUGUAUUAUAUGUCCUCAAAAGCUCUUAUUCAGAAAAGGAAUCCAGCUUAUGUGUGUUGUAUGAAGUUCAGAUUAACUGUGACUGUUGAAACCCAUUCAAGGUUGAUACUCAAGGCUGCCACAGUAUUCGCUAGUGUUAGAGGAUCUGUGUUGUUGAACCUGAACAUUUUCUUAAUAGUUCAACAAAUUAGAGCUGUAAGCACAAGUAUCAAACACUUCAUUCAAGAGAAGAGAUAAUAAAGUUCAUCAUGUCUGCUGGAUUUGACCCAAGUGCGGAGUUGACACUCUUUGCUACCUAUGCUACCAUGGUAUUACUCAAGAUGCUCCUGAUGGCACCAAUGACGGCUUACCAUAGAUUAACCAAAAACGUGUUUGCCAAUCCCGAGGAUGCGACUGGCCACAAUCAGAAAGACAAGAAACCAAUCUUUAAUGAUCCUGAUGUUGAAAGAGUACGAAGAUGCCAUUUGAACGACCUUGAGAACAUUGUACCCUUCUUUGGCCUUGGUCUCCUGUAUGCUCUAGUAUCCGGGGCUUCAUUGACCACCAUCACCUGGCAUUACCGUGUGUUCGUCAUCUCUCGUAUUCUCCACACCGUGGCUUACAUCGGCGCACUGCCCCAGCCAAGUCGUGGCCUCUGCUUUUUAAUUGGUAUGCUGGUCAAUGUUUCGAUGGCGGUACAGAUAUUGAGAAACGCCGCCCAGUUUUAAUCCGGAACAUCCGACGUUUGCCUUCUUUUCAUACUUCCUUCUAUAAAACAGCAUUCAAACCACUAAUGAAGAUACCCUGUAUAAUAAAUGAGUCAUCAAAAGAACUCUUGAAAUUAAAAUGCUUUUUUUGAGGGAGGUAAUUCUCAAUUCAUCCUGAUUUUUAUAUAAAUGGGAUAGUUAUUAAGCUAUUAUAUUCUCCUCUGUACUUCAAAUAUACUAUAUGUUUAAAUUUCCAGCAAAGUCACAAUGUUGAUAUAGUCUACUAUGAUCGGGAAGUGACAUGAUGAGGCAAUAAUAAUGAGAGUGCACAACACGGCAUAUGGGGAAGUUUACAAAAGUCCCAUGUUUGGCCUUUUUAAAUGAAUUUUGUAAUAGAUUUUGACCUAGUAAUUGAAAAGUUGUUAUAUUUUUCAACAUGUUCCUCUGCUUUUCUACUGAAGUUUUUUGUCUAUGUUUGUUGAGAGACAGUGCCACCAUCCUCCCGAAGGAAUAGAUGUAUUUAUACAUUUAUAUAUUUAUCUACUAACUGCUGAUUGCCUGGUUGCAUCAUGUUGGUGGUUUUGAUUUAUUUACCAUUUCAUUUUCAAUAAUAAUACGUUGCUUGUAUAGUGCAUAUCACAGCCCAUGGGCGUGUUUAUGCGCUUUAAUAGGAAAAUAGACAAAGAAAGAGAGAGGAUUAAAGUUAAUAUGUAGACAGUCUCAAUCAAAAAACAUAAGUUUUGAGGUGACUUUUGUAUGCAGAGCAUGUAGAUGCCUCCUUAAUGGAAGAAGGGAUCGUAUUCCAAAGUUUAGGGGCACAAUGACAAAAUGAUCUCUCCCCAUAGAACUUGGUCUGAACAACUGGACACUUCAGCAGAUAUCUCUGAAGAUCUCAGAUUACGUAAAGGGACAUAUCUUAUUGAUUUCUCACUGAGAUAUUCUGGGGACAUUGAUAGGUAUAAAAUAACUUGUAAUGAAUGCAUUUUAUUCCAUUUGCCCACUUGAUUGUUUUCUUGAACUGAUUCAAUAUCUUUUGUGUGUGUUUUUUGUGUAUUAUUCUGCAUUCAUCCAUUAUAUCAUUGUAAUAUUGAUAAUGCUCAUUUUCUUAAUCCUUUAACCUUCAAACAUGUACAAUAAAGUCUUUAUAAUUCAACUGAAACUUUAAAUAUCAAUAAAUCAAAAUGAAGACCUCA